CCCAUAUGUACUGACUUACUCUGCAUCUGCGUCUUGACUGCCAAGCAGCGCGAACUCCCAGACUCAUUCAUGCCCGGAAACACUGAUCUUUCUCGCUUGCCAUUCUAAAUCGUGUAUAAUUCAUUCAACGUUAAGGCAAGAUGGGGCAUUUCGACCACUGCACCCCAGAUCAGCGUUUCACCAUCACCUUUCCUGACAUGGUGCAUGAGACCGGCACCAAGAAGGUCAUUAUCGACUGGGAUCAACGACGCUUCAUUGCUGUUGGGACCGCAUGGAAGGAGGUGGAUGAGGACUUCUUUCUCUGUGCACUCGCAGAGCACAUUGAUGAUAUCCCCUCAGAUGUUACGCGUAUUGAGGUUGGAGAGCAUGGGGAACUACUAAAGUGUAUCACUGACCCAGAGGAGGAUCAGACUAGCAUCCCCUUCUAUCCCUCUCCGUCAGACUACCCAGCGCUGGUGCCGCAGAUCAGGCGCGAGCAGCUCGUGGAAAUCAGCCGAAUGGGCGUCCAAGUUGACCUGUGCGAGUAUGCCUCGACCCCUGGCUUGCCGCCGCAGCAAGUUGCAUUCAAAUACUACAUCAACGAGGGCAAUAUGGCAGUUGUUUGGGAUGAAGGAAACUGCCUUCUCCACAUGCCCAAGCACCCUAACAUCAUUCAAUUCCAUAGUCUUGUGGUUGACCAGAUCGAAGGCCAAGAGAAAGUCGUCGGCUUUACAACCCCAUUUAUACCUGGGGGGACUAUCGAAGAUAAUAUCUCCAGGCCAUUCAAGCUCAAGCACCUGAGGCAGUUGACCUCGACUAUCGACUACCUUAACCUUGAGCUAGGCAUCUCCCAUAGUGACAUUACACUAUACAACCUUCUUAUCGACGAGACCACAGAUAACAUCAUUAUCUUCGACUUCAAUACCGUCGGUAGAAUGGGCCGGGACAAUGAUCCGGCGCGGAAUGAUAUCAAGUUUACUGCCUUUACGCUAUACGAAAUUAUUACCCGGGACACACACCUACGCGAAGAGAACUACCCCGAAGAGCUAGACAUGCCCAUGGUUCUCAAUACGCCAGAUUGGGAGAAGCACGAGGAUGUUGUCCUUGACGCCCCUGUGGAGGAAUAUAGGCGACACCUUGAUGAAUGGAUUGCGACACGCCAAGCCGAUCUAGGCGAAAGGGCAGAGGAGGAGAAGGCAGGGAUCCCAGGAGGCCCAAACCAACCCCCCAACGCACUCGAUUGGCCGCCACUUCCAGAGCUGCCAUAUGUGCUGUUUGUUGGGACAAUGUUGAAUGUGCGUGCACAAAUAAGGCGCGAGUUGGUCCGAAACGAUAUGAAGUUCUUGACAUGGCAGCGACCCCCUAGCUGCGAGCUGCCUCUGCCCGAAGGCAAGAAGUUACUUGCAACAGGGGAAGUGGUGGAAAUGGACUAUGAGGUGUCGUGACAAUGCAAGUCACAGGCUCGAAGGCGUGGAGGCAACCUUGAUAGCUUGGUAAUCUAAAUCGAUGAAAAAGCUUUAACAACCG
This is a messenger RNA of Diaporthe batatas, 1506 nucleotides long. RefSeq lists its product as uncharacterized. Gene Ontology annotation, biological process: protein phosphorylation. NCBI's taxonomy places the organism in Eukaryota, Fungi, Ascomycota, Sordariomycetes, Diaporthales, Diaporthaceae. The transcript has a single exon. Bases 141 to 1424 code for a protein of 427 amino acids. The record is from RefSeq and is a predicted model, not a curated record. Gene Ontology annotation, molecular function: protein kinase activity; ATP binding.